Suillus subalutaceus is the source of this 612-nucleotide messenger RNA. RefSeq lists its product as uncharacterized. Lineage: Eukaryota; Fungi; Basidiomycota; Agaricomycetes; Boletales; Suillaceae. The record is from RefSeq and is a predicted model, not a curated record. The transcript has 2 exons. Bases 1 to 612 code for a protein of 203 amino acids.
AUGUUCCAAGAAGAUCCUAACUUAGCCAUUAGGCCUGAUUACACCUUAGAAGAGCACCAGGCUGCAUGUCAACAUCUAGUUGAUGAAGGACUCACAGAUGACCAAGCAGCUUGGUCAUUAGCAGCAUUGUGGACUUUAACCAACAACGGGGACAAGGAACGUUGGAACCUCAGACAAGAACAUAUACAACAAAUGAAAGCCAGGGAAGCCAAAGAGGCUGAAGAACUUCAGCAGGCAGUGCGCCGAGACGACAGAAAGAAGAACAAGACAAAGUACGCCCCAUUAGUGCACAGAAAAGUACCAUCAGACCCCACCAUUUUACCGGCCCAAUACACUACAAGAAAGCUCAAAGCUGGUGACUACUGUGAACCACACUAUUUCACUAACAGAGGUCUUGAGGAUGUGAAAUCAGCAAGCUUGAUAGCGGAACCAGACGCUAUGGUCAUGUUACCCUCUGCAGACAGUUUGCAUUCAUGGAUCCCAGCAGUAGCAGUGAAAGACCCGAAGGCCGUGCUGGUCAUCAAGGAUGAGUGCCUCUCUUGGGAAGAGUUUAACAAUGCCGCACCACACAUGUUAGCAUCAAUGAGACUGCAUGACUGGCUCAAAGAAUGA